Mya arenaria is the source of this 680-nucleotide messenger RNA. Its product is annotated as thrombospondin-2-like. Lineage: Eukaryota; Metazoa; Mollusca; Bivalvia; Myida; Myidae. Gene Ontology annotation, molecular function: protein binding; metalloendopeptidase activity. Gene Ontology annotation, cellular component: extracellular matrix. The transcript is spliced from 5 exons. The coding region runs from base 1 to 651 and encodes 216 amino acids. Gene Ontology annotation, biological process: extracellular matrix organization. The record is from RefSeq and is a predicted model, not a curated record.
AUGAGGUACAGUCAUGUUCUACAGAUAGCAUGUAUUCUUUUUGAAGUCCGCCAGGCGGCGUCUAACGAGGAGGGGGAAUGGACGGAGUGGUCCCAGUGGUCGGAGUGUUCCGUCACGUGCGGGUAUGGCCUUUACAAACGCCAGAAGACAUGGCAGCCAAGUGUACCUGACGCCCGCGGAGGAGGCGAUACUGAUCCGUACACGUUCGAGGAUAUCCUGGAGUGUAUAACUAGAGUGUCGUGUCCACGUGAUGGAGCGUGGGGUUACUGGGGCGCCUGGAGCGAGUGUUCCCGUAUGUGUGACGGCGGUACCACAACUAGAAAACGCGAGUGUGUUGCACCUAGACCGGAAAAUGGCGGGAAACCCUGUGAGGGCAAGGACCACGCUAAAACAACAUGUAACGAUUGGAAGUGCCCGACCUUGCCCGACCAUUUUGAUGUCCGCCUAUGCAACGAGACGACGUACAUGUGUCUGAGCCAGAAGCAGUGUAUCCCCGCGGCCAAACGCUGUGACAACGUGCUGCAGUGCCACGACGGGUCUGAUGAGCACAAGUGUGAAUACUACUACUUUUCCAGUGCAAAUUUUGUGAGCAUAUCAGCCUUGAUUUGGACAUGCCUGACCACUGUGGUAUUCUUAACAAUGGGAUCCUGAUAGAAAUACAACUGGAAUAAGUGUGAUAU